This is a messenger RNA of Drosophila ficusphila, 2503 nucleotides long. RefSeq names its product spondin-1 (gene fat-spondin). Lineage: Eukaryota; Metazoa; Arthropoda; Insecta; Diptera; Drosophilidae. The record is from RefSeq and is a predicted model, not a curated record. Gene Ontology annotation, biological process: cell adhesion. Gene Ontology annotation, molecular function: serine-type endopeptidase inhibitor activity. The transcript has 5 exons. Gene Ontology annotation, cellular component: extracellular matrix. The coding region runs from base 106 to 2406 and encodes 766 amino acids.
CGGCUUGCCGAUUAGUUUGUUGUUGAGCCUCGCCUGGAACGGUCGUCACUACAGUCGAGCUCCGAAGUCGUGUCAAGUGAUAACGCGGGAAACAAAGCACUGGAGAUGGGCCACUCGCUGCCGCUGCUCAUCCGUCUUGUCGUUGUCGUCUGGCUGGCAAUUAGUACGGUCAGCGCCUGUCCCCGGGCGCCCACCCACUUGAACCACGGUCGACGCACACGCGGCGACAAUGGAUACAAAUUAAUUGUGGCCGAUGGACCCAACGGAUACGUGCCCGGCAAGACGUAUAAUUUGCUUUUGCUCGGAUCCCGAACGCACACAAAAAUUCAGCAUUUUACCCACUUUACCAUUGCGGCUGAGGCUCAUACUGGGGCACGACGUCCCCAGGCAGCGAAUCCGAGGCGAGUGGGUCGCUUCCAGCUGUUCAGCGACUCCUUAACCCAGUUCAACGACAGAUGUGUGAACACAGUUUCCGAGGCAGACGAUCUGCCCAAAACUGAGGUCCAGGUGAUGUGGGUGGCUCCGGAGGCGGGUUCCGGCUGCGUUUCCCUGUCGGCGAUGGUCUACGAGGGUCCCAAAGCCUGGUUCGCCGACGAUGGUAACCUGUCCACUGUGAUUUGUGAGCGAAAACCAGACGCAGCUGCUGCCCAAAAGGAAUGUUGUGCCUGCGAUGAAGCCAAGUACAGCUUCGUUUUCGAGGGUAUCUGGUCGAAUGAAACGCAUCCCAAGGACUAUCCCUUUGCCAUCUGGUUAACGCACUUUUCCGAUGUGAUUGGCGCCUCGCACGAGUCCAAUUUCUCCUUCUGGGGCGAGAACCACAUCGCCACCGCCGGAUUCCGUUCCCUGGCAGAGUGGGGCUCCCCUGCUGCGCUCGAAACGGAGCUGCGGGCGAACGGACCCAAGCUGCGCACUCUGAUCAAGGCCGCCGGUUUAUGGUAUCCGAAUGUCAACCAGAACACCUCCUCAAAGUUCCGAGUGGACCGCAAGCACCCGAAGGUGUCGCUGGUCUCCAUGUUUGGCCCCUCGCCCGACUGGGUGGUGGGCGUCAGUGGCCUAGACUUGUGCACCGAGGACUGCAGUUGGAAGGAGUCCCUGGACUUUGACCUGUACCCCUGGGAUGCGGGCACCGACAGUGGUAUCUCCUACAUGUCACCCAACUCGGAGACCCAGCCUCCAGAGAGGAUGUACCGCAUCACCACCAUGUAUCCCGAGGACCCGAGGGCCCCCUUUUACAACCCCCAGAGUCGCGAGAUGACCCCCUUGGCCAAGUUGUACCUGCGGCGCGAAAAGAUCGUCUCCCGGAGCUGCGAUGAUGAAUUUCUUAAGGCUCUCCAGCUGGAGGUUUCCGACGACGCCGAGGAGCAGGACACUAGAGCCGAAUGCCGGGUGGGCGAUUACUCGGCCUGGAGCCCCUGUUCCGUGAGCUGCGGCAAGGGAAUUCGCAUGCGCAGCCGCCAGUACUUGUACCCUGCGGCGGCGGAACAGAGCAGGUGCUCCCGCCAGUUGGUGUCCAAGGAGAUGUGCGUGGCAGCCGUAGCCGAGUGUCCCGCCGGCGAAGGUGGCUCCUCGCAGCCGAGGGAUCGCGACGACGACGAGGGCGAGAACCUGGCCAACUCGCAGUCGCUGGUGGGAAACAACGGCGAGGGAGCCGGCCUGUGCAAGACCUCGCCGUGGAGCGUGUGGUCCGAGUGCUCGGCGAGCUGCGGCAUCGGAAUCACCAUGCGUACGCGCACCUUCGUCAACCACCUGGGGCGCAAGCGGUGUCCCCACAUCACGGUGGUGGAGAAGAACAAGUGCAUGCGGCCAGACUGCACGUACGAGCAGGUGGAGCUGCCGGACGCCCAGUGCCCGACCACGCAGUGGAGCGACUGGAGCCCCUGCACCUCGACCUGCGGACGGGGAGUGACCAUCCGCACCCGCCUGCUCCUGCUGGAGAACGGCCCCGAGAAGGAGAACUGCACGCGGCGCAUGGAGCUGCACCAGCAGAAGGAGUGCGUCAACCCCACGGACUGCCACAUUAACGCGGAGCAGGCCAGGGACAUCUGUGUCCAGGCUCCGGACGCGGGUCCCUGCAGGGGCAACUACAUGCGCUACGCCUUCGACCCGCAGAGCCAGCGAUGCGGCUCCUUCAGCUACGGAGGAUGUCGCGGCAACCGGAACAACUUCCUCACGGAGAACGACUGCCUGAACACCUGCCACGCGGUCAGGAGUGGACAGCCCUCGAGGGGUGACCAGCCUAAGGGCUGUGUCCUGUCGGAGUGGUCCGCCUGGUCGUCCUGCAGCGUCGCCUGCGGAGUCGGGGUCUCCGAGAGCCAUCGCUUUGUGGUCAGCGAGCCCCAGAACGGCGGACAGGCGUGCUCCAAGCGCCUGGUCAAGUCUCGUCCCUGCUCCAUGCCGGCAUGCUAGGAAGGAACGCCACUCCUAAUUGCAUUCUUAAUCCUCUGGGUUUAAAGUUUUUUAAUUGUAACUUCUGAAAUCCUAAAUAAAGACGUGUUUUAUACAA